AUGGCUAAGGAUGAAGCCAAGGCAUCAGAUUUUUCCAAGGGAUUGCUGCAAAGUGAAGAGCUCUAUAGAUAUAUACUGGAGACCAGCGUGUACCCUCGUGAGCCAGAACCUCUCAAGGAGCUUAGGAACAUUACUCUUAACCACCCUAGAGCUAUGAUGGCUACUGCACCGGAUGCUGGUCAGUUAAUUGGAAUACUGCUGAAUCUUGUAAAUGCAAAAAGGACAAUUGAGGUUGGAGUUUUCACUGGAUACUCUCUUCUCCUUACUGCUCUUACCAUACCCGAAGACGGAAAGGUUAUCGCCAUUGAUAUGAACAGAGAAUCGUAUGAAGUAGGAUUGCCAGUUAUAAAGAAAGCUGGUGUUGAACACAAAAUUGAUUUCAGAGUAUCUGAAGCUCUUCCACUUCUCGAUGAGCUUUUAAACAAUAAAGCGAACGAGGGUGGAUUCGAUUUUGCAUUUGUGGAUGCAGACAAGGUGAAUUAUUGGAACUACCAUGAGAGGCUUAUGAGACUCAUCAAGGUUGGUGGGAUUAUAGUGUAUGACAACACUCUUUGGGGAGGGUCAGUUGCUGAACCGGACUCCUCCACGCCUGAGUGGAGGAUAGAAGGCAAGAAGGCAACCCUCGACCUGAACAAGAAACUCUCGGCUGAUCAGCGUGUGCAGAUCUCGCACGCUGCACUUGGAGAUGGGAUCACUAUUUGCAGGAGAUUAUAUUGA
Arabis nemorensis is the source of this 717-nucleotide messenger RNA. NCBI's taxonomy places the organism in Eukaryota, Viridiplantae, Streptophyta, Magnoliopsida, Brassicales, Brassicaceae. The record is from the annotation of a GenBank genome assembly.